AUGGCUGCCAACGAGAAGCACGAGCCAGUCACGUUUGGUGCCACGGUCCAGCGGUCCCCCAGCCCUAUAACCCCCAGUGACCUGCAGCCACUGCGCUCACCACCCUCCAACGACUCCACCAUGUCAUCUGCAACCGCCGAUGCUGAAACGGCCAAGAAGGAGUGGGCCGCCGACCCCUCCAAUCCCUACUCGGCCUUUUACAAACACCCCGAGGCCCUCCGCGAGACGCGUCAGUCGCUCGUAGACGGCAUGCACAACGGCAAACACCUCGCCGUCGCCGUCCACGAGCACGACCUCGAGGGCGGUGUGCCACUGUCAGUGGCCUCGACGCAGCAGCAGUCAAAGCAGUCGGUCGAUGGCCGCGUCAAGGAGUGCACAAUGUGGCCGACACGCCAAGCUGUCCUAGACAAGCGGAAGUCGUACAAGCGCAAGCGCGGCUGUGCCUUCUUCCGGAACAUGACCAGCAAGCAGAGACUGUGGGCCAAGAUUGUCAUCGCUCUCCUCGUUGUCGCUGCCGCUGUCGGCCUGGGCGUAGGCAUCUCGAGAGCCGUCGGUGGCGGCGUAUGGGCAGGCGACGGCCGAUCUCGCGAGAUUCCGCACAAUUGA
Messenger RNA from Pyrenophora tritici-repentis Pt-1C-BFP, 606 nucleotides. RefSeq names its product Atrophin-1 domain containing protein. NCBI's taxonomy places the organism in Eukaryota, Fungi, Ascomycota, Dothideomycetes, Pleosporales, Pleosporaceae. The record is from RefSeq and is a predicted model, not a curated record.